AUGGCCGCGGGACUGCGUCUCCGAGCCUGGACUUGGGCAGCUGUGGGGCUCUGCGUGGUGGUCGGAUCCCACGGACAUAGAGGUGAGUUCGCGGCCAACGCCGGCUGGAGCCGUUCUCCCCAGGAGCCAGAGGAUGUGGACGUGAUGUUUGAGCUGCUCUGGGGCGGCCUGGAGCUGGGCGGCGACGGGCAGCUCCGGCUGCAGGACGAAGAGCUGGCAUCGCUGCGCUCGGGCCGGCGGCUGGCCCACCUCCUGCGGGGCCAGGCGGCCGGCGGCCUGGCCGGGGUGGAGCUGCGGGUGCUGCAGCUGGAGCGGGAGGCCGCCCCCCUGGACCCCGGGGGCUUCGAGCAGCUGGUCCUCACCAGCUUGUUCUGUGCCUACGGGCUCCGGGCGGCGCAGGGGGAGGAGAGGGGCCGGUGGGUCCGGCUUUUCUUCCGCCUGGUGCAGGAAACCCUCCGGGACCUGUGCAAAGGCUUUUGUCCAGAGGGUCACCCGGCCCCGCGGGACCUGUGGGCAGUCCUGAAUCCACCGCCACAGUGACCUCUCCGCCCUUCCCUGGCCUAGGCCGGAGGAGGCCCCCCGACUCCGACUGGACGCCGAAUGCUCCCUGCUUCAACGCCCCGGGACGUUGCCGCUGCUCCCCUUCCCUUUCACCCCUCUUCUCUCCCUGGGAGCCGGGGUUCCCCUCUCUGGUCCAUGCGGGAGUCCCUGGGGGCAACUGUUCAGAGAGCCAGUGGUAAGGCAGUCUGGCUCCCGGGGGAGAGGAAGGAAGGGGUAGGCGGAGGCCAGGAAUUGCUGGAAAGAGGUUGAGUUGGGGAGCGGGAGGUGAGGAGGGUGGCACCGAGGCCUGCCCAGGCCCAGGUGAGCGGUCCUCGGGGUCGGCUUGGCACGCUGGGGACGUUGCAGGGCCUUGGGGAGGCAGAGAGGCAACAAAAAGAGAACACUUUCCCCCUCGCCAACCACCCUGCCGGGGAGCUCGGAUACCAGGAAGGGCCAAGCUCGGGCCCGGCUGGCCGGCGAGGUCUCGCCAUCUCCCCGAGGGCCGCGACAAGGGACUGCUCAAACUCAGUGAGGUGCUGGGGGCCGUUAGGACUGCGAUGAACCCUUUCCCCGUCCUGGGGCAUUUUCCCGGUCGGCACGGGUCAUUCCCCUGCCCUCACCCCCUCCUCCUCCACAGCCGUCUGCCCCUCUGGAAGCGGCUGGAGAGACUGUCAAAGGGGACCCCAUUUCAGCAGGAGGGAGGGUUGCCGGGGGAGUCCCGGAGGUAGGAUCGAGCAGGGUCCCGGCCUCCGCUGCGCUGCACGAGUGACCUUGGCUGAUGCCAGAAAGGCCAAAAAAGCAGCUCCACCCGGGUCCUGGACUG
Molecule: messenger RNA, 1363 nt
Organism: Tachyglossus aculeatus (Australian echidna)
Lineage: Eukaryota; Metazoa; Chordata; Mammalia; Monotremata; Tachyglossidae
Gene: FAM180B
Product: family with sequence similarity 180 member B
Exons: 3
Coding region: 1-540 (179 amino acids)
Source: RefSeq, a predicted model, not a curated record